Messenger RNA from Heterocephalus glaber (naked mole-rat), 2627 nucleotides. Its product is annotated as oxidized low-density lipoprotein receptor 1. The record is from RefSeq and is a predicted model, not a curated record. Gene Ontology annotation, molecular function: low-density lipoprotein particle receptor activity. NCBI's taxonomy places the organism in Eukaryota, Metazoa, Chordata, Mammalia, Rodentia, Bathyergidae. Gene Ontology annotation, cellular component: plasma membrane; signaling receptor complex. Gene Ontology annotation, biological process: leukocyte cell-cell adhesion; lipoprotein metabolic process.
GAGAAAGGAAUUUUCCUUUCUUCUCUUUUGAAGGAGCUCCAGCCUCUGCCGUUGCUGUUGGGCAUUUAUCUCCAGUUCCUUGACUCUGCAGUGAGCUCCAGGCCUUCAGUCUUUCACCCAAUCCUUCAGCCCUCCGGAGCGCAGACGGCCAUUUCGCACCCUUCCACCUCGGAUUCCGCUGGUGUCCACUGGGACUCUUCAGCUUCUGAUCCCGUAAGCCUACCUCGCAAAUCCUUUAUAUAGUCAUCAUGAAUUUGGAAAUGACUUUUGAUGAUCUCAAGAUGAAGUCUAUGAUGGACCAGCCAGAUCAGAAGUCAUUUGGAAAGAAAGCUAAAGGUCUUCGUCUCCUUUCUUCUCCAUGCUGGUGCCCUGCUGCUGUGACUCUAGGCAUCCUUAGCCUGGGAUUAUUGGUGAGCCUUGUAUUGCUGAGGGAGCAACUAUUCCAGGUAUCUGACCUUCUAAAACAAUACCAAGCAAACCUUACUCACCAGGCAAAUAUCCUGAAAGGGCAGCUCUUAGCCCAGCAGCAAGCAGAGAAACAUUGCCAGAAUUCACAGAGGGAACUCAAAAACACGAUAAAUAGCCUUUACCAGAAGGUGGAUGAAGAAGCCAAGGAGAAAAUGGAACUUCACAAGCAGAAUCUGCAUCUCCAAGAAGCUCUGGAGAGAAUGGAAAACUACUCAGGACCUUGUCCCCAGGACUGGAUCUGGCAUGGAGAAAAUUGCUACUUAUUUUCCUCUGGAAUGUUUAAUUGGGAAAAGAGUAGCAAGAACUGCUCAGCUUUGGGUGCCCAGUUGCUGAAAAUUAAUAACAAGGGUGAUCUGGAUUUCAUCCGGGAAGCCACUUCCCAUUCUAAUCUCCCAUUCUGGAUGGGACUGAGACUGCAGAAACCCAGGAAUUCAUGGCUCUGGGAGGACGGUUCUCCUCUGAGGCCCCACUUGUUUAAACUUCAAGGUGCUUUUCCUAAUAUGUAUUCUCCAGAUACUUGUGCAUAUUUACAACGGGGAGAUGUUUUCCAUGAAAACUGCAUUUUAGUUGCGGCCCCUAUAUGUCAGAAGGCAGCAGAUCUGUUGUGGACACAAUAAAUUUGAAGAAGCUGGAAGAAAAAAGGAAGGUCUUUGGAUUUUUCCUGGAAUUUAGACCAUUUUUCAUCUCUUCGGAGCAAACCAUAACAGCUCUGAGAACUGAUAUUGAUGAGCCAGCUUCAGACUCCUUAGCAGAGUCCAAAACUCAGUGCAUUGGAGACUAAGACUGGGACUCCAGCUGCCUGACACUUUCAGAUCAAAAGCUGUGAUUCUAUUUACCCAUUUAUACGUUUUCCGAGUAGUCUGUCCCAAGCUUCUUGCCAACCUUCAGGCCUUUCUCUCCUCCUCUGUUUUAAAAACUGACCCAUCGCCAAGCUUGGGAAGCUAGUACACUCAGUCUUCUCUAUGUUGGUGCUGACUUUUGCAACUACAGAGAGGGCAGAACAACGUGCCCAGCUGCAUGAAAAUGAGGAAGGCAAAAAAGGAGAAAUGUGCCCAGAAACAGUGAACGUGACGAGACCAAUCAAAGGAAAGGCUACUGUGUGCUCAAGAAUCUCAUGUUCUCCACUUAAUGGGCCUCACUUAUUGGCUUUUUAAUUGUGUUCCAUUUCCAAACUCUACCACUGACACACACAUACCACAUAUUCUGGGGGUUGUUGGUGGCCCAGAAAGUGAUGUGCAAUUUCAUAGUCUUUUCUGAGAACUAACCCACAAUUCAUUAUCCAUCUCUGAAACUGUUAUUAUUUUUUCAUCUUUUCUUUGCCAAAUAGCCUAAUACAGUGUUUAUCAGAAUUACAAAAUGUGUGUCCCAGAGGCAAAAAUUGAAUUUUUCCACCAAAGUACAAACUAUUUGUAGACAAUCUCUCCUCAACUCUAUCAUGUUAUUCUAUAAUUCAGAAAUAUACAAGACCAAAUAUAGACACUAAAUUCAAGAACAAACUGAGCCAGGUAUGUAAAUAUUGAGAAAUACAAACAGAUGGAAUUAGAAAUACCUCUUCUAUUUUCAGAGCUUCUAUUCCCUUCACAAACCAUUCUACUGUAAAAGAAACUUUUCUAUUUUGAUGCACAUAACAGUAAAUCAUAUAUAUAUAUAAUCAUAUAUAUAUACACACACACACAUAUAUGUUCUGUAUUAUCCCCAGGAAGACAAGAGAUGUUUUCUUUUGUUAACAGCAUUGUUGCUGUGUGAUUGGCAUGCAAUAAAUUGAACAUAUUUGAAGUAUGCAAUUUGAAACAUUUCCCACAUGCUAACAUGUAAACAUUUUGAUGUUUAACAUUAUGUAAACAUUAUGAUGAGCAUGUCAACAACUACAAAUGAUUAAUCAUUCCCUGCCCCUUGAGCCACUAAUCACCUUUCAGCUUGCAUUCUGGAGGGUUCCAUAUGAAUGGAAUCAUACAAUAUGUCUUUUUUUCUGACUUUUUUACUUUGUGUAACUAUGUUUGGUUUCAUAUAUCUCUAUCUCGUUGUUUGUAUCAAUCAUUUGUUUAAUGUUGAUUGUCCCUUUUGAGGCAUACUACAAUUCGUUUGUUAUAUGUUUACCUGUUAAUUAAAUAUGGAUUGUUUUAGAUUUUGAAUAAUUACAAAUAAAGCUGCUAUGAAUG